AUGGAUAAUCAAGAAUUACGUACAGAUCAAGUAACACGAUGGAUAGCACAAAGUAAAAUGAUUUUUUUUCUUUGUGAACAAUCAUAUGUUCAAGAACGUCAAGAUAAAUAUUGGAAAUGUGUUGAAUUAGGUAUAAGAUUUUGCUCGCCAGAAUUUAUAAUUGAAUCAUUAGCUCAAUAUCAAGUACAAGAUUACGCUAUUUAUGAAGAAGAACCUCAUCAAAAUGAAGAUGACAAUGAUAAGAAUUAUACAAUAGAAUAUAAAGAAUAG
Molecule: messenger RNA, 270 nt
Organism: Rotaria sp. Silwood2
Lineage: Eukaryota; Metazoa; Rotifera; Eurotatoria; Philodinida; Philodinidae
Source: the annotation of a GenBank genome assembly